Messenger RNA from Dermacentor silvarum, 1358 nucleotides. RefSeq lists its product as uncharacterized. Gene Ontology annotation, cellular component: ribonucleoprotein complex. The record is from RefSeq and is a predicted model, not a curated record. Gene Ontology annotation, biological process: retrotransposition. The coding region runs from base 1 to 1098 and encodes 365 amino acids. Lineage: Eukaryota; Metazoa; Arthropoda; Arachnida; Ixodida; Ixodidae. Gene Ontology annotation, molecular function: single-stranded RNA binding. The transcript is spliced from 3 exons.
AUGGGACUGCAAGUGCGUCGGCGGUUGCUGACCAAGGUGGGCCUGAGCAACGCGGUCGCCGACGUGUCCUCACCGGCGUGCUCGUCAGUGCUGAGCUGGUCUCGCGAUAGCCUGAGCAGCAGCAGCAGGAAUAGCUUUCCCGAUAACAGCACCGUGUCCACUGCGACCACACCAGAGGCCUCGGCGCACCGCCUUAAGGUCUUCAGCGCGGCCUUCAAAGUGUCUAAGGAGCAUUGUACUGUUCAAGAAAGUCUACCAUACGCUCUCUUUUCUAAAAAGUCUAGCAAUUAUUUCCUGGUGCAGUUGCCGAGCCCGCACUGCUGUGUCGCCAUUGCUGUCGAAUGUGCCCAUAUUAUCCAUGCCUUGCUUAUUUUGGCCGGUGAUGUUGAAACGAACCCCGGUCCUGACAUUCCUGAAAGCCUACUAACCGAAUUGCGAAAACUAACCGCUGGUCAGAACCAGCUGAUCACUGAAAUUCAGGGUCUUAAGUCGCAACUUACUUCUACCGACAAAGCAAUUACUGAUCUAAGCAAACGAAUGAACGACCUUGAGGGUCACUACCAGACGCUUUUGCCCAUUCGAAACGAAGUGGAUGCAAUGCGCACCACGACUGAGCAGGCUAUUUUUCGCAUUUCCGAGCUCGAAGCACGCAUCGACGAUGCCGAAAAUCGUUCACGGCGGGCUAACUUAAUUUUUUACGGCAUUCCUGAGCCUUCCUGCUCGGAAACCACUGCCGACUGCGAAAGAUUGAUUGUGGAUCUGUGCCGCGAUAAGUUGCAACUGAUGAUUGAUCCAAAAGAAAUAGAACGUGCACAUCGCAUCGGUCGUCACUCCCCCAAUCACUCUCGCCCCGUCAUAGCGAAAUUUACAUUCCAUAAAACCAAAGUAAACAUCCUUUCGAAUGGCCGAAGGCUUAAGGGCACUGACUACAGUAUUAGUGAGGACUUUUCUCGAUCAGUUGGAAAUUCCCGAAAACAUCUCCUUGCGUUCGCAAAAGGUAAAGGCGUUCCAUUUUCUCUGCGCUUUAAGACCUUGUUCAUUGGUUCAAGAAAAUAUACUUUUGAUGCCGCCUCGAGUAGUGUUAAAGAGGUGGCAUAGCAGCUACAUCACCCCAAACAGAAAAAUAACAUAACACCGACUUGCUGCAGAGAUAGCGCUUCGCUUUCUAUAAUAUACACCAACGUGCGCAGUUUCCUCCCAAAGCGUGAAUUGGUGUCUAACAUAGUCUUAUCAACCGGUAGUGACAUACUAUUACUAACUGAGACAUGGCUGAGCAGCGCCGUUACUGAUAGCGAAGUUCUAGCAGACCUGCCCGGUUUCUGCCUCUAUCGGAACGACCGCGAAGGAACCCGUGGUGG